UUUCUCACACUGACACACCCUGCCCCCCGACUUGCGUCAAGUGUGUGUUUGUAUGGAGUAGAGUUCCACUUCCUGAGUUUCACAGGUAGAGACACCUGAGGAACAGAAAGGGGUUAAAUUGUUCGUGUCGUGAUCUCACUACGUGAAAACGCCCAAAAAGCAUAACUGUUCGUCAGUUUCGACUGAAACUCAAGUAUGUAAAAACAAAAAAACGAAUUAAAAAAGAGCAACACGAAAUCGAGAAUAUACACCGGAUCCACAAGCGGGAUUUUUGAUCUGAUGUAUUGUGUGAAAACUCUUCAGUAAACAAGAGAAAGAGUCGGAGAGAAAAGGAGGUUUUUGUUUGUUUUGUUGUUUGUUUGUUGUUGUUACAAAGGAAACUAUUAUUGGUUGGGAAUUGGUUUUCUUCAAGAUGUCUGCUAUUAAUUGGGUAGGGGUAUUCCUGGUUGCCUCUUUACUGCCUAUAACGGGAACACAGGCUCAGAAUUUUGGGGAGGAGUGCUUGGACAAGUUUACUCCUGGUAAACCAGAUUUUAUUUUGGAUACGGACGAUUCUGUGAAGGAUGGAGCCACCUUCCUCGCGUCCCCGAAUGUAUCUCAGUGGAAAGAGUGCGUGCGGGCCUGUUGCAUGCAACCCAGGUGCAACCUGGCUUUUAUGGAGGAAGCUGACUUUCAUUGCUUUCUAUUCGAUUGUCUCCACAAGCAGUCCUAUGUGUGCCGAUUUAUUAAGAAGACGGGAUAUGUUAAUUACAUCUUGAGUUCUGUCUCAAAAGAAUAUCUGGAGGGACACAACUUCAAACCUGAUUCAGAUAAACCUCCAAGUGCACUGGUUAGUUUGGACAGAGUAGUCCAGCCUCAAGAGACUGUAACACUGGGAGCUAUUGAGAGUAAAGAUGAUCACGACAUUGUCGACUACAAGUGGGACCUGGUGCAAGGGAACCCCACUGUCCAGUGGCAGAAAACGGAUCUACGUGACCAGGUGGUUGUGUCCAAUCUGAACGAAGGCACAUAUGUUUUCCGGCUGACGGUGACAGACACUGUGGGGCAGACGGAUUCUGCGAACGUCACCAUCCUAGUUCUCACAAAGGAGCAGUCCGCGGAUUACUGUCUGGUUCCUCAUAAGAUUGGCCCAUGUCGGGGUUCAUUCCCUCGCUGGUACUACAACUCGGAGCUCGGGAAGUGUGAGAAGUUCCUGUUUGGGGGCUGCAAACCAAACCAGAACAAUUAUUUGACGGAGGAAGAUUGUACUGGGGCCUGCCAGGGGCUGAAUGCUGCAUCUACACAUUCAGGUCGGGGUGUUUUUCCACCGAACAAGUGCAAUACUGAGUGCUCCUCCAGCCAGUUCAAGUGUGAGGACGGCUGCUGUUUGGACGGUGGUCUGGAAUGUGAUGGACAGUCUCAGUGCUCUGAUGGGUCUGAUGAGGCUUCUUGCACUAAUAUAAAAAAUAAAUUUGGCCAUUUGCUGGAUAUUGACAUUCCAAAGGAGAAAGUUCGUUGCACAGAACCCCCUGUGACUGGUCCAUGUCGUGCCAGCCACUUGCGGUGGUACUAUGACCCCUACAGCACACAGUGUCACCGGUUUACCUUCGGAGGCUGCACUGGGAAUAACAACAACUUCAAGAGUGAUGAGGAGUGCAGUGCUGCCUGCUCAGGAGUGACACAAGCAGAUGUGUUUGCCAGGGGACAGUUUGAACGUCAAGAUUCUGGUGACUCCAACUCCGGAGCCAUUGCUGUGGCUGUGCUCCUUGGUGUUUCCAUAGCGAUUGUCAUUGCUGUUAUGGGUUACUGCUACCUGAAGAAUAGGAAGGCCCGUCCGCGACACCAGCCUGUGGCUGUCAAUGAUGGCUCCUCCACCCUCUCAACCACUGAGGACACCCAUAGACUCGUCUACAACUCCACCACCAAGCCCUUGCACUGAGAAGGAAUCUCACACACCCAGCAGUCUUUAAGAGAAACAUUUCGGAAAAUAAACGUAGACCAAGAUAUUCUGGCAUUCUUAACACUCACUUCUGAGGGGUGGGGGCUGGUACUUUGUUUUGCUAUAUGUAUUAUACAAGUCCAUAGAAGGUAGCAUUUUAAACAUAUCCUAGAUUAAGCUAACAGUACUAAUUUUGUUUAAUGUAUCGCCCCUCCACCAGAAACACACAGCAUUAGGCAAGACAUUCUGAGCCCUUCAGUACAUGACAGAAUGUCCUGGUCAAUAUUUUAGAAUUUUAAAUGUAUCCCUUCUCCACCUCCCCACAGUGGCGUCCAACAGCUACAGUAUCUUGGAGUUUAAAUCGACUUCUCAAUCCCCUUUGUGACCUUGAGCGAGCCAGAUUAUCUUUUUGAGCUUCAGUUUCACAGUAGCCAUGUUUCCUAGUAGAAACAGGACUCUUCCACUGGAAUUCAGUUGUCUCCAUCUCCUUUGAGCUAUAUUGGCCUUGAACUCCAUAGAUGUGUUGUAAUGUGCAUUACCCUACCCUUUAGACCAUCUUUUGGAGGUGGUGUCUCUCUCAUUACCUAGGGAGCACACUGCAUUUACUUUUUUUUUAUUACACUAUUACCUAUUAUGCAUAUAGAUUAAUAAUGAAGGUUUGGAUCCAUUUUAUCUUUUUCUGCUUGAGCAGGAAGGGGAAAUAUUUUAAUAUAGUGGGGUAGUUUUCAUUCGAAGAUCCAGCCCAAGUCAGGAAAGCUUGGUGCUCCAAGUUUUUUGAAUGGCCUCAUACAAGGUGUUGUCCAAACUCACUGGUGAAUUUACUUCAGUUGGCAUAUGGUCUGUUUGAAUGUGAAGCACUCUUCUUCCUUGAUAGUCUAGACAAACCUUGCACUCUUCCUGUGUACAGUGAUUUCUAAAUCGUGAGGCUGUAAAAGGCUUCUAGCAGGUAUCAGUAGAGGAAUGAUGGUGUGUGAAUUGGUUGCUUUAGAAACUUUGUAAAUAGAGACUUUUAGAAAAGGACAAAAUUGCUUUUCUUUAAAACGUGAUGAUCACUUAGACUUGUGUCAUAUUUAAGGCUUUGUGUUUUUUGCAUGUUUAUCAUAAACCUACAUCCUUGGAUGUGGGGUGUACUGCAUAUGGCUCUGGGUUCAAUCCACUUAUUACCAAAACUGUGGUACUUUUACAGCGCUCUGAGAAGAAUGCCAAGGAUGUGUUCCUCUGAACACGGGGUGUGGGUUUACUGUGACCCGAUUUGUAAGGGUUCUGUCUUGUUGCUUUUAAAUUGUUAUCAGUUGAAAAUAUUUUGGAAAGAACGGCUUCUUCCAGACGAAAAAUUAUAAACCCACAAUUUUGAACUGAUUUCUAAAGGGCAACUGUUUUUUUUACUGCCUAGUUUAUUAGGGGUUUUUUUGUGUUUGUUCCGUUUUGUUUUUUUAAACCCUGAAAAAGCGAAUGGUUUACGUGCUUCUUUUUAUGGUAAAUAUUGUCAUGGAUGUGUUGCCCUCUAGUGAUGAGAAUGCAUUUUUUGCAACCAAGUUGGAUCAGGCAAUCAACAUUUAAAUGUAUUUAAGAAACCUUUUAGCUGGUGUGAGGGAAGGAAUUAGAUUUUGGUCUAUAGCAUAUCUCUGCCAUUCAUGUUUAAAUUAAUAGUAAUGGUUUAUUUAAAGUGAAAAAAAAAAAUGAAAAAAACCUUUACAGUAUACCAAGUUAUAAAAUCACUAAGUGACAGAUGGCUUCCUUCAAAUCAGUUAGCAAAUGUUUUUAUAAUGAAAGAAUCGCAAUGAAUUAACACUGUUUCCCCCUCCUCUGUAUUUUAUUUUCUAUCAUGUCCUAUAAAGGAGUUUGUUUUUUAUUUCUUUAUUUUUUGUCUUCAAAUAGUUUGCUGAUGUUUUAAGAAUGUAUAAAUCAUGAUAAGACUUUACUAUACAUGCACACCGUUUUACUAUUUAAUUCAUGUUGUGUGUCUUUAAAUAUGUGGUAUUUGAAGUUGUAAAAUUUUGUUGUAUUGAUGUACCUUUUUUUCUGAUUUCCAUACUUGAUUAUUGGGGAUGAUAACAAAAUUAUAGGAUUUCAUCUACAUAGCAAAUGCUGUAAUUUCUGAUUGGAACCUUUCUGUUUUCAGCAUGUAUAAGUUUGACCAGUGUAUUCCAGUGUAAAUGCUGUGUGCCCAAAACUCUGCAGUGAAAUUGACUUUAAUAAAUUGGUUUGCAGACAUUAAAACAUCACUAAACACACACCUUGAUUACCGGUGUACAUGGUUCUGUGUCCAGUAGAAAUGCACUGCAAUGCUGUAAAAUCCAAAAGGACUACAGAAAGUAAACGCAAAGUUUUUGGAAAUCAGAUUAAUUUGCUCUUUCAUGUACUCUGUAAAAUCGAAUAAACCAAAGUUGAUGUAUGUAUAAAAAA
Molecule: messenger RNA, 4324 nt
Organism: Acipenser ruthenus (sterlet)
Lineage: Eukaryota; Metazoa; Chordata; Actinopteri; Acipenseriformes; Acipenseridae
Product: kunitz-type protease inhibitor 1-like
Exons: 11
Coding region: 413-1918 (501 amino acids)
Molecular function (GO): protein binding; serine-type endopeptidase inhibitor activity
Source: RefSeq, a predicted model, not a curated record